This is a messenger RNA of Rhodofomes roseus, 2089 nucleotides long. RefSeq names its product atypical/ABC1/ABC1-B protein kinase. The transcript has 5 exons. The record is from RefSeq and is a predicted model, not a curated record. Bases 121 to 2019 code for a protein of 632 amino acids. NCBI's taxonomy places the organism in Eukaryota, Fungi, Basidiomycota, Agaricomycetes, Polyporales, Fomitopsidaceae.
CACCAUGUUCGCCUCGUCGUCCAGCGUCCCAUGUCCAUGUCCCCGCCAGCAUCCCCCCUCAUGUCGUCGAACUAGACAUCUAGCAGUAGCUAAUAUCUCUCAUAAUCACACCCUAUUGACAUGGUCUUGUCCUACUCGCGCCUAGCCGCCUUUCGUGCCUGCGCUCACACGACCAGUCUCCUUCGCCCCAAGCUCGCAGGCCCUAGACUUUCCUCGCGGCUUACCUAUUCUCGCCCUUACGCUUCUGUGUCGCAUCGGCAAGCCUCGAUACCCCAGUCGAGCUCUCGAACAGCGAGGUAUGCCCGCCGGACGCUCUACUUCGCGGGUACUCUCGGGGCCCUGUGGUUCGUGGACACCGAAUUCAACGCGUCGGCGGUCACAAGAAAUCUACGUACGUUCUGGGCGUGUGCCAUGAUCGCCCUCGACUACAAGCUCAACUUCAAACCUGAGCUCAGCCACGAGAUUCCCGCCCUCCACGCACGCGUCGCAGAUCGCGUAUACGACCUGUUCACCUCCAAUGGCGGGCUCUAUAUCAAGAUCGGCCAAGCCUUCGCGAACAACGCCGCGCUCAUGCCUGCUCCAAUGCAAGACAAGUUUUCAAAGCUCUUCGACGACGCCCCGCAAGUUCCGUAUUCUGUCGUCGACAAGGUCUUCCGCCGCGAGCUCGGCCGUCCGCCCGCCGGCCCGGACGGCGUGUUUGAGGUCUUCGAAGAGCAAGCCGCAGCAAGCGCAAGCAUCGCGCAGGUACAUCGCGCGAAGCUCAGGCCGGAGGACGGCGGGCAUUGGGUGGCGGUCAAGGUCCAGAAGCCGGACGUCAGCCGGCAAGUUGAGUGGGACCUCGGUGCAUACAGGAUCGUCAUGUGGAUCUACGAGAAGUACAUCUUCGACAUGCCGGUGUACUUCACUGUUGACUUUAUCUGUGACCACCUCCGACGCGAACUUGACUUCGAGCUCGAGGCAAAGAACGCCCAAGAGACUGCCCGCUUUGUCGCUGCCGAGCCGCGCCUUGCGGACAAAGUCUACGUACCCAAGGUGUUCCCUGCGCUGUCCACCAAGAAGGUCAUGGUCGCCGAGUGGAUCGACGGCGUCCGUCUCUCAGACCGGCGCGCCAUCCGCGCGCUCAUGGGCGAAGCCUCCCCUGCCGACGUGAUCCCCUCGACACCGUCGGCAACCGGGCCCGACUACUCUCGCAUCAUGCAGCAGGGCCCGCUCAAGGGCGGUGUCUCGUGGAUCAUGCGGACGAUGAUUGAGCUGUUCAGCGCGCAGAUCUUCGACUGGGGCUGGGUUCACUGUGACCCGCACCCCGGCAACAUCUUCGUCCGCCCGCACCCACAGCACCCCGGACGCCCCCAGUUCGUGCUCCUCGACCAUGGCCUUUAUGUCCGCUGCCGACCGGAGUUCCAGCGCCAGUAUGCCGUUUUGUGGAAGGGCCUGUUGACGCUCGACUACGGCGAGGUCGAAGCGGUUGCCAAGGAGUGGGGGAUCGGCGAGGCAGGCCUCUUCGCAAGUGCAACACUGAUGCGGCCUGUGAAGCUCCGACGGAGUGGGAAGUCGGCUGGUGGUGAGAGCGGCAGUCGGCGGUGGACGGAGAUGUCAGAGUACGAGCGGAGCGUCCAGCUGAAGGAGAGGCUACGCAAGUUCUUGACGAACACGGAUAAGAUCCCCAAGGAACUCAUCUUCAUUGGGCGGAACAUGCGCAUUGUGCAAGGCAACAAUCAACAGUAUGGCUCGCCCGUGAACCGCAUACGCAUCACCGGCUCGUGGGCCUCGCGUUCGCUCACCACUGACCCGUCCCUCACACUCGCGGAGCGCCUGGCCGAGUAUCGCAGAUACUUCACAUUCCUCCUUGCUACUACCUUCUUGGACUUUGCAUUCUAUGUCACCAGGGUUCGGCAGUGGGCGCUGCGAAUGGUGGGUCUCAAGGGAGAAGGCUUCGAGGACGAACUAGAGCGCACUAUGAGGGGGUUUGCAAGGACUAAUUUCGGAAUAGAGAUUACACAAGGUGCAUUUGAUGGUUAAUACUGCAAGUCAAUGGACAACGUACUCCUCUGUGUCUCCGUGUCGGAUGAAGCCAACAUUCACGUCUGUA